AUGAAAUCCUCCAGGAUGAUGAGUUCUAAUCCUGAGGAAGACCCUCUGGACACAUUUCUCCAGUAUAUUGAGGAUAUGGGGAUGAAGGCCUAUGACGGAUUGGUUAUUCAGAAUGCAUCAGACAUUGCUCGAGAAAAUGAUCGCUUGAGAAAUGAAACAAACCUGGCCUACUUGAAGGAAAAGAAUGAAAAACGCCGAAGACAAGAAGAAGCAAUAAAACGCAUAGGUGGAGAAGUAGGGCGAGGCCACGAAGGAACUUACGUGGGCAAACACUUCCGCAUGGGAUUCAUGACGAUGCCCGCUCCUCAGGACAGGCUGCCCCAUCCUUGCUCCAGUGGCUUCUCUGUGAGGUCGCAGUCGCUGCACUCGGUCGGGGGCACAGACGAUGACAGCAGCUGUAGCUCCCGGAGACAACCACCCCCGAAGCCCAAGCGGGACCCCAGCACCAAGCUGAGCACGUCGUCCGAGACGGUCAACAGCACGGCGGCCAGUAAGAGCGGGAAAGGCCCCGAGCGGAACGAAGUGUCAGCCAAACCAAGACCCCACAGUGAUGAAUAUUCAAAGAAGGUUCCUCCUCCAAAACCAAAACGGAAUCCAGACACUCAGCUCAGCGCAUCUUUUGACGAAACGUAUAUCAAGAAGCACGUGCCCCGGAGGACCUCACUCCCUCGGGACUCCUCCCUCUCCCAGGUCAGCAGCCCCUCAGGGGACCCCGAGGAGGAGGAACCCGUGUACAUUGAGAUGGUGGGGAACAUCCUCAGAGACUUCCGGAAAGACGAUGACGACCAGAGUGAGGCCGUCUACGAAGAAAUGAAAUACCCCAUUUUUGACGACUUAGGCCAAGACUCAAAGUGUGACCUUGACCAUCACAGUUGUUCUUCGCAGUGUGCUACUCCCACGGUGCCUGACUUGGACUUGGCCAAGUCCUCAGUGCCAUGUACCCCAAAGGGUUUGCUCUGUGACAUCCCUCCGCCCUUUCCCAACCUGCUUUCUCAUAGACCCCCGCUGCUGGUGUUCCCCCCGGCCCCUGUGCAGUGCUCCCCCAACUCUGACGAGUCUCCGCUCACCCCCCUGGAGGUCACAAAGCUUCCUGUGCUGGAAAACGUGUCUUAUAUGAAACAGCAGGCCGGGGCGUCGCCAUCCUCCUUGCCGUCUCAGCCCUCCGGCCACCCUAAACUGGAGAAAGACCAGGCCGGAGCCCUGGGACCCGUUCCUGCGGCCUCGGUUCUCUCCUCGUCCCCUCCCCCGCCUUCCACUCUAUACCGAACGCAGUCUCCCCACGGCUACCCCAAAAGUCACUCCGCCUCCCCGUCACCCGUCAGCAUGGGCAGGUCCCUGACCCCGCUCAGCCUCAAAAGGCCCCCGCCCUACGACGCCGUGCAUUCAGGCAGCCUCUCCAGGAGCUCUCCAUCAGUGCCUCAUUUGACCCCCAGACCGGUGUCGCAAGAUGGGAGCAAGAUGGUCAAUGCCUCGGUCAGUACCUACGGGUCGGCUCCGAGCGGCUCCCGGUCCAGAACUCCCACGAGUCCUUUGGAAGAACUAACCAGCCUCUUUACCUCGGGACGCAGCCUGCUGAGGAAGUCGUCCAGCGGCCGCCGCCCUAAAGAACCUGCCGAAAAAUCAACAGAGGAGCUGAAAGUUCGGAGCCACAGCACGGAACCAAUACCAAAGUUGGACAGCAAAGAGAGAGGACAUCAUGGGGCAUCUUCCUCCAGAGAGCCGAUCAAAGCUCAGGAAUGGGACGGAACACCUGGGCCACCUGUGGUCACCAGUAGACUGGGAAGAUGCUCUGUGAGCCCCACCUUGCUAGCAGGAAACCACAGCUCGGAACCGAAAGUAAGCUGCAAACUAGGCCGGUCCGCGUCCACAUCAGGUGUGCCCCCUCCAUCCGUUACUCCUCUCAGGCAAGCCAGUGACCUGCAACAGAGCCAGGUGGCAUGCAUGCAGUGGUUUCAUGGAGACCAUACAAUGCUUGAGAUGAUUGAGAAAAAACGUUGCUUGUGCAAGGAAAUAAAAGCUAGACAGAAAACGGAAAAGGGCCUUUGCAAACAGGAUAGCAUGCCUAUCCUACCCAGCUGGAAGAAGAAUGCAGGUACAAAGAAGUACAGCCCUCCACCCUAUUCUAAACAGCAAACGGUAUUCUGGGACACUGCCAUAUGA
Balaenoptera musculus (blue whale) is the source of this 2160-nucleotide messenger RNA. RefSeq names its product neuronal tyrosine-phosphorylated phosphoinositide-3-kinase adaptor 2 (gene NYAP2). Gene Ontology annotation, biological process: phosphatidylinositol 3-kinase/protein kinase B signal transduction; neuron projection morphogenesis. The transcript has 6 exons. Lineage: Eukaryota; Metazoa; Chordata; Mammalia; Artiodactyla; Balaenopteridae. The record is from RefSeq and is a predicted model, not a curated record. The coding region runs from base 1 to 2160 and encodes 719 amino acids.